AUGUCUGCAGCGAAGAUAGCCCGCAGGGGAUCGCCACCGGCAACUCCGGCGAGCGGCGGCGACGACCACGUUGGCGCCCUCCCGGACGCGCUCCUGCAUCACAUCCUCUCCUUCCUCCCCGCGCAGCAGGUCGUGCGGACUUGCGUGCUCGCCCGGCGCUGGCUCGACCUGUGGAAGUCGUCCUCAGGCCUGCGCGUUGUCGGCGCCGACGGGAAGGAGCCGGUGCGCUUCGAGGAUGUCCGGGUGUUCGUGGAUAAUCUGCUGCUCCUCCGCGGGUGCUCGCCACUCGAGACCCUGGAGCUCACGUUCUCGGGAGGAUCCAUCGACAUGCUCCGUGUGAGGCUCUGGAUCCGGCACGCCAUGCUGUGCAAAGUCCGGGUGCUGCUGCUCAAAAUCUCUGGGGCCCCUACUUGGUUUCAGCAAGGCGAACCGGCCCUUGUCUCUGAGCAUCUCACAAGAUUAGUGCUUCGUGGUAUAGUGUUCAAUGACGACGACUUCCUCGACUUCUCGAGAUGUCCCUCGUUGCAAGAUCUGAAUCUUAUGAUCUGUAGUUUUGAAAACACCAGAAGGAUCUCAUCCAAGUCCCUGAAGCAUCUAGUCAUCAUGGGGGCCUCUUUCAGUUCCCGCACUCGCAUCGAUGCCCCAAAUCUCGAGUGCCUACAGCUGCAAGUCCACUGGGGCAGGAUCCCCGUGCUUGAGAAAAUGCCAUCGUUGGUUUUGGCUAUUGUUAAUGUCGAUUCUUCAUGUUUGGAUACUUGCAGCCGCGCUAACUAUGGGGAUUGUGGUGAUGAGAGCUGCCGUGGUUGCAUCCAAGACGGCAGUUCCUCUGUGCUUUUGCAAGGUUUAUCAGAAACACAGGCUUUGGUUUUAACAGCAACAACCAGAAUGUAUGUCAUCAGAAGGGACUUGAAAAGGUGCCCUACAUUUCGCCAGUUGAAGACUUUGGUACUCAAUGAAUACUGGUGUGUGCCGGACAUACACCCUCUAAAAUGUAUUCUUGAACAUUCACCAGUUUUAGAGGCGCUUUGUCUUCUACUUUUUUCUCAGGGACCUCAACAAUAG
Molecule: messenger RNA, 1062 nt
Organism: Setaria italica (foxtail millet)
Lineage: Eukaryota; Viridiplantae; Streptophyta; Magnoliopsida; Poales; Poaceae
Product: F-box/FBD/LRR-repeat protein At5g22660
Exons: 3
Coding region: 1-1062 (353 amino acids)
Molecular function (GO): protein binding
Source: RefSeq, a predicted model, not a curated record